AUGCAAAAGGUACUGUGUGGGGUCUGUCUCGAGCCGUUUACCCCGUCAGACCCGCCGCUGACUUGCGAAGCCUGUGGCCUCGUGGUACACGCGCCAUGCUACGGCUAUCCGGCGUUCCCCUUCCCAGGGAGAUCAGUACCAAGCGUUUCUCAACACGUGCAUCCAACCAACGAAAACCCACAGAAACGGCACCGGAAGGUCCAUCGUAGCCCUCUCGUAGACCAGACACCGAUAACGGGGGGAAGCUGCACGAAACCGGCUUGGCUCGGACUCGCGUGGAACUGCGCGGUCUGCUGGGACACUCGACGUUCUACAGCGGAACCGUCAUCGGUUGAUGCAGUGUUUCCGGACAACUACCAGGAUGCACGCACGGAAAAUAACUGCGAUCUGGAAUUUUCCAGUAGCCCCGUUGAUUCACGAAAGAAAAGGGACCCGUCGACUGCUGUUGGUCCAGGCGUCGGUACGCACGGCGAAUCGCCCCGGUGUCUCGCUGAGCCUCCAUUUGAGUGUGUAUUGUGUCCGAUACGUGACUAUAGACUAGCGAUGAAACCUAUCAUCGAAGCAAACGCUCUGAACGCUGCAAGCGAGCUACCGCAUGUUGAGCGCUACGUUCACGUUAUCUGUGCCUUGGCGGAUCCGCGAUUAGAGCCUACGGAGCCGUGGGAAUGCCUCGAUGCAUUUCGGUGCUGCCAGGACGCAGUCAAGAGCGAAGACAGAGCCUCACUCGGGAAGGAGACCUCAACGGCCGAGGGGAUUGCGCUAUCCGCGCACACACCGCAGCAUGUGUCGCGGCAAGUGCUGGACGAGACACCUAACCACGACUCGUGCUUGAGCAAGCAAUGUACGCUUUGUGAAACAGCGGGAGGACUUCGGUUCUGCUGCUGGGUACCGUUGCAGAAAAACUCCGAACCAGACGAUGAUCACCACGUUCCUUGCCCGGUUGUGUUUCAUCCCAUGUGUGCACUGCUGGCAGGCUGGUGGCGUCCAGAGCCGCGAUUCGUUUCCCGCGGUCGUUUGCGUGUCUCUUGCCCCAGGCAUGCAAUUUUUGAGCAACGGACACCAGUUCCCUGGAUGCGGGGAUACCCAUCGACCCCAAAACCUGGUGAUGAACAUCAUCUGGCAGCAUUCCGGGAUCUCGUCGAGAGCUUGUACGUGCCAGCGGCUUCCAGCAUGGACACGCGUACGCUCCUGCACAGCAUUCAGGUGCACAUGCUACCGCAGCCAUUCGCCUGCUUGCAGGCUGCGAUGACAGAGUCCAGCACGUCGCCUCUCACAUCCGAGACCCAGUCCAGGAUUCGAAAAGUCCUGCUUCCAUACACAGACCAAAUGCAAGUCGCCAUUAUUUUGCAAAUUGCUGAAGAUCUCGGUCUUGAGCCGCGCAUCACGCUUCGAUUCCUCGCAAGUCACAUGAAGACUCCAGAGCUUCUGCAGUGGCUUUUAUUGGAUCCCGCUGUCUUGGCGUUGCACGCAUCGGACGCGACGUCAUCGUCGUCGACGUCGACGGCGUCACAGUCUCGCCAAGAACGUCCCGUGCGAGCGCAUCAGUCUCCAGAGACUUUGAUGACACCCGCACCUCUUGAGGAUAUGUAUCUACGGAUCUGGGCGCGGUUGUAUCACUGGGAACCGCGCGAACCCUUUCCGCAACAUUGUGGCUGGGUCCGGACCCUGCAGCGCCCUCUUUAUUCUGAAGCGCAGCUGCUUCUAGAGCGCGUCCGUCCAGAGCAGUAA
Molecule: messenger RNA, 1728 nt
Organism: Cyanidioschyzon merolae strain 10D
Lineage: Eukaryota; Rhodophyta; Bangiophyceae; Cyanidiales; Cyanidiaceae
Exons: 1
Coding region: 1-1728 (575 amino acids)
Source: RefSeq, a predicted model, not a curated record